AUGCCGGGAACAGUUGCUGAUGGGCCAACAGUUGCCCUAUCUUUUGCCAAUAACUUCUGGGGAAAAGACGAUGCCGGUGUUCAGCCUAUGCUGGAGCGCAUGCAGGCCGCUAAAGUCUCGUGCGAUGAACUGAAGACAUGGUAUAAUAUCCGCGCCGCCAUCGAGGAUGAAUACGCACGGAAACUCCUUACACUCUGCCGCAAGCCUCUCGGGACGCAUGAAAUGGGCUCACUCCGAGAGUCUUUCGAUACAGUGAGAGGAGAGACAGAGGCAAUUGCAAAAGCGCACGCCGCUAUCGCGGGGCAAAUGAAAAGGGAAAUAGAGGAACCGCUCAUUGCAUUCGCAGGUGGAAACAAAGAACGACGAAAGAUCAUUCAAAAUGGGAUCGAGCGUAUACACAAGACCAAGAUGCAGCAGACACACACUGUAAACAAGACUCGAGACAGGUACGAGCAGGACUGCUUGAGGAUAAAAGGUUACCUGGCACAAGGUCACAUGGUGAUGGGACAGGAGGAGCGAAAGAACAAGGCGAAGCUCGAGAAGACUCAGAUCCAGCUAGCGUCUAGCAGUGCUGAGUACGAUGCCGCGGUCAAAGUUCUCGCAGAUACCACCGAACGGUGGAACAAGGAAUGGAAAUCUGCAUGUGACAAAUUUCAAGAUCUCGAGGAAGAGCGCAUCGACUUUACCAAGAGCAGUCUCUGGACAUACGCCAAUAUCGCAUCAACAGUGUGUGUAAGCGAUGAUGCUUCUUGCGAAAAAAUCCGUCUCUCACUUGAGAGUUGCGAGGUUGAGAAAGAUAUCGUCUACUUUAUCAAGGAAAGGGGUACUGGUCAGGAGAUUCCUGAUGCCCCGAGGUUCAUCAACUUCUCUCGAGGCGACGUGAACGAUGCCAGUUCUGAUGUGUCUGAGGAAGACGGGUACUCUGUAGCUCAAUUCCAGCGCACUAUCAACCCUGCUUUCCGCAGCUCUUCCCCGCAGCCAUCGACCUACGAGUCCCACCAUGACAUGCCGCCGCCUGCGCCGAUGGAGCCGGCUCAGACCGGUCAUGCAAUACCGUCAAGCAGGGAAGCCACGGUCACUCCUCAGAAACCAAUACAACCACCGAUGCAACAGCCUAUGCAGUCACCGAUGCAGUCGCCUAUAGAGCAGCAGCCCCCUCCCUUAGAAUUCCGCCGGGGAGGUCAUCUUCCGCCAAACUACGAUCCCAGCCAACACGGGGAAAUCUCAGCUGUGCCACACAAUGCGUAUCCGACAGAUGGUAUGACAAUGUUUUGCCGAACCGGCCCUCCCUCCGAGCGCAGUUCAGGAACAGCUAGCGGCUAUCGUCCAUCCAGUCAAGGCUCCCACAGUGAGGUCUCGAACGCGACUUCGAUAUCUAGCCAAGAGCCUCCUAGCACCAGACAGUCCCCGACCAAGCCAACAAAUGGCGUGGCGUUACCCGGACUAGGCAACGGCGAGGCACAACCGGUGCAGAAGAAGAAAUUUUUCAGCAACAGUCCGUUCCGGCGCAAGAGCCGCCACGACAAAGACCGCAACUCGGGUCCCUCUCAGCUCCCCACUCGUAGGACCUGGGAUUCUCCUUCUAAGCCAAGCAGUCCUAUCAAAGCCCCAACUCCUCAGAAGCCCCAACAGCCUCAACCGAUAGCCAAGGUGGCAGAUGAUAUUGCGAGAUCCGCAAGCCCUGAACCUGUUGACCCAAGGGCCAACUUCCAACUGAACGUCGGAAAUAACGUGUUUGACGUUGCCUCUCCUGAUAAGACUAAGCUCACGAACGCAGCGGACCCAGCGAAAAACGGCGAGGACCUCGACCCUAUUGCGCGCGCUUUGGCGGACCUGAAAGGCGCUGGGAAGCAGUCGGCAACCCGAGUCUCUGCCGACAGGUAUCAUGGCAUUGCUACGCCAGUUCCUUCUGCACCUGCGGCAAAUUUCACCGCAGCAUCGGUGGCCACACCACCCCCGGCAUAUAACGAUGCGCCAGUGAAGCGUCUAGAUGCCCCUCAACCGGCCUUCACCUCUAAACAAAUGCAAAAGACCACCCAGCAGUACACAGGCAAGACCCAGAGUAUGCUUCGGGGCAAGGCCAAUCCAAUCUCGGUCUCAACCCGCAGCCCCAGGCAGUCACAAGAAGCCCCUCGCGCUCCAUCGCCUGCCGCUCCUAGGCGAAGUAUAAGCCCUCAACCUCAACCCCAAGCGACCCCGCGAGGCGAGUCGCGCAUGAGUCAAUACAGCCGAGCUGCAAGCCCGAACCCAAGUCAGCAUCAAUCAAGCAGCGUGAAGAGCCGCUACAGCCACUCCCCAAGUGUCUCUACUCCGCCACAACGCCCAAGCGACCCGUACUCGCCGCACGACUUUGCAAAGCGAAGCUCUACAAGUGCUGCUCCAUCCCCAACCACCACCACGGCUCCUAGGGCUUCUUCUAGGGCUCCCUCUAGGGCUCCCUCUAGCGCCCCUUCCCCUAACGAAUUUGCCAAGCGGUCUUCGCAAAACUCAGUUCCUCGAGCUGUGUCCCCUCAGCCACAAUGCAUGCAGCAAACCUCCGUCCCCCGAGCUUUCCGGCAACAAGCUUCCGUUCCUCGAGCAGUAUCUCCACAGCCACAGUUCCGGCAACAAGCUUCCGUUCCUCGAGCAGUAUCUCCACAGCCACAGUUCCGGCAGCAAACAUCCGUUCCACGCGCGGUCUCACCUAAUGACUUCGCCAAGCGAUCCUCUCAGAACUCUGUGCCAAGGGCCGUGUCGCCGCAGCCUCAAUUCCGACAGCAGGCUCGACCCUCGAGCGCUGGAGGGAUGGAGCUGCAGCUUUCUCAACCCGAUACGUACGGUGGCAGGGGCGAUGGUUACGCGUCCCCGCAGAGAGAACCCAGAAGGCCAAUGUCCUAUUACGACGGUGGUAGCCAACGCAGUCGAUCCCGGAGUCGAUCCAUGGCUGUUGCCGAUCCUGGACAACAGUUCAGCCGUGACGGCCGUCCAAUUUUACACUUUGCGCGCGCUUUGUACAGCUACACAGCCGCCAUUCCUGAAGAGCUCGGCUUCACGAAGGGUGACGUCCUAUCUGUUAUCCGUCUACAGGAUGAUGGUUGGUGGGAAGCCGAAGUCACCACUACCCGACUGAGGACGGGGUUGGUGCCAAGUAACUAUCUCCAGAUCAUCUAG
Aspergillus mulundensis is the source of this 3150-nucleotide messenger RNA. RefSeq names its product formin-binding protein HOF1. Gene Ontology annotation, cellular component: cytoplasm; mitotic actomyosin contractile ring, proximal layer; cytoplasmic side of plasma membrane. Bases 1 to 3150 code for a protein of 1049 amino acids. Gene Ontology annotation, molecular function: phospholipid binding; protein binding. Gene Ontology annotation, biological process: cytoskeleton organization. NCBI's taxonomy places the organism in Eukaryota, Fungi, Ascomycota, Eurotiomycetes, Eurotiales, Aspergillaceae. The record is from RefSeq and is a predicted model, not a curated record. The transcript is spliced from 8 exons.